AUGCCACCACCGCCCUCACCAACUCCCACUGCCACCCAACCCGGAAAUCCGCUGACCUCAGGCAGAUUGAGCCAGACCAUUGACAUCGCUGAUAGGGUUGUCAUUUACAAUGGCACCACCUGCAUCCCUAACUCCCAGCCAUGGCAAGUGGGAUUGUUUGAAGGCAACCAACUUCAGUGUGGGGGUGUCCUAAUUUCCCCCCACUGGGUCCUCACAGCAGCCCACUGCAACCACAAGAAAUACUGGGUGCACCUUGGGGACCACAGCCUUCAGAAUGUGGAUGGGACAGAGCAGAUCCGGCGGACUGGGCGCUCAGUGACCCACCCUGGCUUCCGUGCCCAGCCAGGCAGCCAUAACCAUGACCUGCGUCUAUUGUACUUACCCUUCCCUGCCCGCAUCACACACUCUGUUCGACCCCUGGCCCUGCCUACUGCCUGUGUCAUACCUGGGACGCUGUGUAAUGUGUCCGGCUGGGGCAUCACCCAUAUCACCUAGAAUAUGUACCCCUACCCCUUUCUUCCUCACCUAGGGCCAGACAAACUCCAGUGUCUACCCUUGAGGAUCACACCAGAUAAUGAGUGCCAGGCUGUGUUCCCUGGGAAGAUUACAGAGAACAUGCUGUGUGCAGGAGGUGAUGAUGGGAAAGAUGCUUGCCAGGGGGAUUCGGGAGGACCACUGGUGUGUGACAAUGUCUUGCAGGGCCUGGUGUCAUGGGGCGCUGUGGGUCCCUGUGGCCAACCAGGCAUCCCUGGAGUUUACACCAAGAUAUGCAAGUAUACAGACUGGUUAGGGGAGACAAUGAGGAAGAAAUGA
This is a messenger RNA of Dromiciops gliroides (monito del monte), 813 nucleotides long. RefSeq names its product kallikrein-12-like. The transcript is spliced from 5 exons. The record is from RefSeq and is a predicted model, not a curated record. Lineage: Eukaryota; Metazoa; Chordata; Mammalia; Microbiotheria; Microbiotheriidae. Gene Ontology annotation, molecular function: serine-type endopeptidase activity. Gene Ontology annotation, biological process: proteolysis.